Messenger RNA from Photinus pyralis (common eastern firefly), 2166 nucleotides. RefSeq lists its product as uncharacterized. The transcript is spliced from 2 exons. The record is from RefSeq and is a predicted model, not a curated record. Lineage: Eukaryota; Metazoa; Arthropoda; Insecta; Coleoptera; Lampyridae. The coding region runs from base 131 to 2104 and encodes 657 amino acids.
AGUUGUACCUACUAAAUGUAUUAUUUUGAGGUGCUCACAGGGAUUUUAAAAAGCAGUGAAGUGAAUUGCAAACAUUUUAAAUUGGUCCUGAAUGGCAGCGUUGAUAUUUUAGACAAACGUUUUUCUUCAAAUGAAGAAUAUAAUCAGAUUACCUAUUGGUACUCAUCAGAGGGAUCGAGGGGACAAUCGGUUGCGUUUACCGCCACUUCUGCUAAUCCCAAUACUGAUAUAUGCUGGGUUCAUUUUCUACGUGGAUGUCUUUCAUUUGAGCUGGUUUCAAAUCACAACGAUUGGUCUACCUAAACCUAGAUUUAUAGGAUACCGAGAAAAUUCAGGUUCUUUUGUCAUAAAGACGGAAGGCUGUAGAAUGCCAUACAUUGAUCCAUUCGAUUCAUCUAUUCGGCGAUAUAUUUUUACGGAACGGAAGAUAACGUGCAACAAGAAUAAACCUCCACUUAUGGAUGCCAAUUUUACGUCUAUAUACUUACUACAUAAUUCCUUAGGCGCUUACAAAGUCACCAAUUUGUCAUCUUUGGAGUGCUGUUACUCUCCAUUCCAUCGCGUAGAUCCAUCAUCAAAUCAAGACGAUAGUCAGAUUUCCUACAGCAAAUGCGUUUAUUUCAAUCAAAGUGCGCUUAUUACAGAUGAAUUCGUUCGUGUCUCGUGUACAUUUAAUAAAACUGAAAUUUAUAAAGAUUUCUUCGCAUUUGUGCCGAUAAAACCGAAUGUUGCGAACUUCUCAAAAUCACAAUUUAAGAAGCUCAACGUGUUGAUAAUCGGAUUAGACUCCGUUUCUAGAUUAAAUUUUCAUAGGCAAAUGCCUAAUACUGCACAAACCUUACAAAGUAUAGGCGCAAUCGAGUUUUUGGGGUACAACAAAAUCGCCGACAACACAUUUCCUAACUUAGCUCCGGUAUUAACUGGUAUGACUCACAAGGAACUCGUAAAUACCUGCUGGCGUAAAAGAUCCGACCGAUUCGACAAGUGCAAAUUUAUAUGGAGUAACUACAGUAAAAGUAACUACGCCACAGCUUUCGCUGAAGAUUCGGUUUGGAUGGGUAUGUUUCACUAUCAAAAAAAGGGCUUUAAAAAGCAACCCACAGAUUACUAUUGGGGAUCGUUCGAUUAUGCCGCUGAGAAGCAAAUUGGAAACGAUAUGGCCUUACAGGCACCGCAAUGCGUAGGAUCCCGACCGAUAUACCAAACACUUCUACGUUACAUACAACAGUUCACUCAGGUGAUGAAACAACACUCCAUACCGUGGUUUGGUUUAUUUUGGAGUUCAAGUUUAUCGCACAAUUUUCUGAAUAAACCCAAACUCGGAGACGAAGCAUUUGUCAAGCUUUUUAAAGAACUGGAACGUAGAGGCAUCUUACAGGAUACCGUUUUGAUAUACAUGAGCGACCACGGAAUGCGAUGGGGUCCGAUUCGGACCACGUACCAAGGAAGGAUGGAGGAGAGGUUACCCUUCCUGUUCAUUGCCUUACCAAAAGUGUACCGCGAAACUCACCAUCAGGCGUCUGCGAAUUUAAAUAGAAACUCGAAACGGUUAACUUCGCCGUUUGAUUUGCACGAAACCCUAAAAGAUUUGCUAGAUCCCUAUUCCCUAAGUCAGGAAGUGCUAACAGCGCGGGUUCUAAAGCGAAAUGGUACUCAUAGGGGGUAUAGCCUCUUCGAACCAAUUCCUGAUAACAGAACGUGUGCAACGGCUGGAAUUUCUUCGCACUGGUGCACAUGCCAGAAAAGUGUAGCGGUGAACGCGAAUAGCAGUAUUGUUAACAACGCCACGAAAUUUAUUGUUCAGUACAUCAACAACCAACUAAAGGGGUAUGCUGCAUGCGCUAAACUGGCAUUGUUUGAGAUUUCCAAUGCACAUCUUCAUACUGCUAGUGAUCAAUUGAAGGGCGGCACAGAGGAUUACACCAUUGUAUUUCGAACCAGACCAGGCGAUGGGCAUUUCGAAGCUACAGUUAGACGAAAUCUAAGAAGAAAAGAAUCCCCUUUUGAAGUGGUUGGAACGAUUAGUAGAAUAAAUUUGUAUGGGAGCCAAAGUGUUUGCAUUACCGACUUUCACUUAAAGCUGUACUGUUACUGCAUCAACUAGUGACGAUUUGGCCGAAAAGAAUCCAAAAUUGUAAAGUGUGUUUAUAAAAACAAAUAAACGUC